CUCGCGCCCAGUCGACACCAGGGGGGGAGUAGCUGCAUCGCUGCUCAGUUCGAAGGAAUUAAAGAGAUCCCAAGGAGUCGUUGGGUCAGAUAGAACGUGACAAGAUGUGAACUGGACAUUCUGUGUGAGCAACUUUUAGUCUUUCAGUACUCAUACACAAAGCAUUGGACAUUGUGUUCCCUGGAACUUAUUUAACACUUUUCUAAAACAUGAAUGAGACCAAGACGAUAUUCUCGGAGUCUCAGAUCAAUGUGAACCUGUCCACGACAACAGAGUUCUCCAUGUUCAGAGCUCCGGUCUUAAGGACUGCCGAGGCCUGCUUUAAGGCCCUUGGUCCGCUUGCCCACAUGACCGAUGGAUCCUACUGCCGUGGUGUGUGGGACACUGUCAUGUGUUGGCCGGCCGCUAAAGCGGGAUCUGUCAUCCGAUUGCCCUGCCCCCCUCUACCUGGAUUAAUCAAAGAGAAUAAAGCGUACAAAAUAUGUGGGCCCAGUGGCCUGUGGGAGACCAGAGAGAAGGGCGUGUUCACCAACGACAUAGGCUACACCCACUACACUGAAUGUUAUUCUAAAGAGGCUCUUGAAACAUACAUGAAAUACCUAGGAAACAAAACACUGGCAGAGAAAGAGUUUAUCAAAGACAUCAUAACAACGUCGCGAACUCUGGAAAUAGUUGGUCUCUGUAUCUCUCUCAUCACUACCAUCAUAUCAUUGUUCAUCUUCUGGUACUUCAGCACUUUAAAAUGUCACCGAACACGAAUCCAUAAGAAUCUGUUUGUGGCCAUGAUAGUCCAGAUCUCCAUGAGAAUCAUCCUUUACGUGGACCAGUUGGUGGCCAGAGAAACCGGGGGCAAGAUUGCAGGAGCGGCUAGUGGAGACAGCAACACCAUCUACGACACGCCGAUAUUCUGCGAGAUCCUGUACAGCCUCUUGGAGUACACCAAAACAGUCAAGUUCAUGUGGAUGUUUGUGGAGGGCAUCUAUCUCCACAAUAUGAUCGCCGUCUCCGUCUUCUCUGGCAAGCCCAACUAUGUGAUCUUCUACACCAUUGGCUGGGGUUUUCCAGUGUUGCUGACAGUGGCCUGGGUAAUACCUAUGGCCAGGAUAAACACGAUCAGAUGUUGGUUUGGUUAUUACAUGAAUCCUCUGAUUUGGAUCAUUGAAGGACCUAGAGCUGCUGUGAUGGCGGUCAACUUGUUCUUUUUGUUAAACAUAAUUCGGGUCCUGGUGAUGAAGUUAAGGGAAUCAGAAACCAAUGAGGCAGACAAACUGAGGAAAGCUGUGAAGGCUGCCAUAGUUCUGCUCCCGUUGCUGGGUCUGACCAACUUUGUCAUCAUGCUAGAGCCAGACGGGCACGACUGGGUCAAGUUCAGUGUCUACAGCUUCUCCACCUCUUUCUUGAACGCAUCUGAGGGAUUCUUCAUCUCCUUACUCUACUGCUUUCUGAACGGAGAGGUACGCCAGGCAUGCAAACGUCAGUGGUAUAGGUGGCGCCAGCAUCGGUUGAUCCAUAGCUCCAGUCUCAGAAGGAUGAGCAGGUCCCUCAGCAUCUUCACCUCUUUCACAGAGGUGCCUCACCCUAUCUCCUCUCAGAAAAGUAAUCAAACAGUCAACGGAGAGCCAAGUGAGUCAGAAGUACCUCAUUCCAGAUUUUCUGUCAUCUUCAAGGCCCGACACAGCCGCAGACAAAGCAGCCGAGACCUAGGCUCCGUAUUGGGCCCGAGGUCGAUGUCAGAUGUGCCAGACCUGCCGGACAUCGUGACGUGCCGCACGGACCUUAUGUGCGAAGAGAAAGUUUAAAACCAGUGAUCGAGUAAAACAAAUCCCUAAGCCAAUGACCAUGAAUGGGGGAAAACGAAUUACGUCACGACAGAACAUAUACUUUGUUAUAGAUGUUUCUCAAGUGGCUAUUUAAAAAAAGAUGACUGUUAAUAAAACUAAAAGCUAUACUGGUAAGAUCCUAACGCCCGUGUGAACAACAGUAUAGUUAUAUCAAAGGGAACCAGAGAAAUUCUUUAUUAAAUUUAAAGAUAUUUGAGGAAGGCGACUCAAGUAUAUUGUAUGCAGCUGUAGUUAUCAUCUCAAUGGAAUAUGGAACCCAUGCUGACAUCAUCAUAGUAAUUCUAUUUAAUAUGGCAAAUGGACCAAUUUACAUACCUACCAGGAAAUGAUUCAAAAGUAAAUGUAGCCUACAGGUUAUUAAAAGUGUUUUAUAACUAUCGGACCAAUCAGUAUGAAAAAAAAGAAAGGUAAGCUUUUUGAAAAAAGAAAAAGGAGGCAAUUAAUGUUUGACGUUACAGUGAUGUAUAUAUCUUGUGUACGGGUACAUUGACGUCAAUUUAGUUGAUUUUCUCUUGUGUUUUGUUGUCAUGUGAUAUAUAAUCAAUGGACAGUUGAAAGAUAAAUAAAUCAUGGAUUACAAUGUACAUAGGUCAUGACUAUAUAAAUAUGAAUAUAUAAAGGCCCACUCUCUGUUUAUAACUAUUGGGUAUUCUCGUCAACAUAUUGACAGUUUUGACAUUAUGUUUCAUGUCAUGGUGUGUUAGUCAACAGGCUUAUUGUGUGGGCGUAGGCAUUCUUUGAGUACAUCGUGUUCUCAGGCUCAACCAGACUCGACGCUCAAUAAAUCAACAUGUACAUGGAAAUAACAUAAAUUGUGCGAGAGAGAGAACGGUGAAUGAUUGGCUUAGUUAAGGUAGACUGAAUUAACAACAAUUGUAUACAUAACGAUUGGGGUAAAGGGGCUAGAGGAGAGAGAAAGAUAAAUGGCUGAGUUGACUGUAUAGCUGAAGACGUCUGAGAUAAACCACAAACUAGUUGCACGUCGGUGCCAUAUUCGCCGGUGGCGCAAUGCUAUUUUGUCCCUAUAAAUAAUCUCCACGACACGUCUGUCUGUCAGAAAUGUAUAUGGCCCAAGCUCUUAAUGGGUUGACAUCGUUGGUGUAACGUAUAGUUUAUGCUCUCUUUCUCCGCAAACAAAAUGUUUUGCUCAACUUCGUGGGAAUAGUCUCCCUUACAAUUUUUUUUUUUGUGUUUUACAAAGCUUAUAUCAACUCACUCUGUCUGGUAAAAAGUAAAAAGCCAUUCUCGGAUCUAGUUGAAACUUUGCACAAUUAUUCAUUGGCAAAUAAUUCUUCAGUAUUCACAUAGACAGCUAAAUAUGUAGGGUUUCAUCCCCUUAGAAAAUUGUAAACGUUAUUUCUUCCAUUCUCGGGUCAAGUUGAAACGUUAAGCACGUAAUAAUCUUAGUUUUAAAAAAAAUGAUUGUUUAUAUUUUGCUUGUUUUUAAUGUGCUUGUGUUAUUACAAACGAAUGAAAUGAAAACCGAAAAAGUUUGAGUUUUAGCAGGGAUUCUCAAGUGAUAUCAACUACAGAUAGCGGCUUCACGCUUGGUCAAUCUUAUGCAUUGAAAUAAAAGAGACAAUUUCUAAUGCCACUCUGGGGGGGGGGGGGGGAGUCGGUAAUCUUUAAGCCAUGGGAUAAAAGAUUGGAAAAGGUUAAGAAGAUUCGAAUAUCUGCUAUUUGAAUUUUCCAAUCGGUCAUUCAAUUCUUUUCUAUAUUUAGUAGUAGACUUGUAGUAAGGGAUUCAGAACAGUAGCAAAUUUCUCUUCAAAUAUGCUAUUCAUCAUUGUACUUUAUCAGGACAUCACCCACACAACUUUAAUACAAUUUUAAUACGGCUACACUCUGUCAUAGAGUCGCAAAGAAAUUUUUUUUUAAAUCACUUCAACAACAAAAAUUCACAGUAGACGGUUACUGGUAAAGUCUAAGAAACAGAACUUU
This is a messenger RNA of Biomphalaria glabrata, 3782 nucleotides long. Its product is annotated as PDF receptor-like. Gene Ontology annotation, molecular function: G protein-coupled peptide receptor activity. Gene Ontology annotation, biological process: adenylate cyclase-modulating G protein-coupled receptor signaling pathway; cell surface receptor signaling pathway. The transcript is spliced from 14 exons. The coding region runs from base 210 to 1799 and encodes 529 amino acids. Gene Ontology annotation, cellular component: plasma membrane. Lineage: Eukaryota; Metazoa; Mollusca; Gastropoda; Planorbidae. The record is from RefSeq and is a predicted model, not a curated record.